Brachypodium distachyon (stiff brome) is the source of this 3190-nucleotide messenger RNA. Its product is annotated as receptor-like protein kinase At3g21340. The record is from RefSeq and is a predicted model, not a curated record. NCBI's taxonomy places the organism in Eukaryota, Viridiplantae, Streptophyta, Magnoliopsida, Poales, Poaceae. The transcript has 13 exons. Gene Ontology annotation, molecular function: protein kinase activity; ATP binding; protein binding. The coding region runs from base 53 to 2956 and encodes 967 amino acids. Gene Ontology annotation, biological process: protein phosphorylation.
GAAGGCUUAAAGAUCAGUGUCAGUGAGAGGAGAGCACAACGUGCGUGCAGCCAUGGCAGUGGCACCAGCAGCAAUAGCGACAGGAGGCCGCCCUGAUCGGUUGCCGGUGCUUCUCCUUCUCCUGUCAUUCUUGGUGUCACCCGAGCUCGUCCCUCCCAUCCAUGGCCAAGCGCCGGACUCUCUAGGUUUCAUCAGCAUCGACUGCGGGAUCCCCGAGGGCACGAGCUACCCGGAUCCCGACCGGACCAUGAUGUGGUACGUCUCCGACGCCGGCUUCGUCGACGCCGGCGCAGGUGCCAACGCCCCCGUCAGCCAGUCCUUCGUCAUCCCCGACUUGGCGACUCGAUACACCAAUGUCCGCUACUUCUUCCCCACCUCCGGCGCCAGCGCUGGCGGCGCCCGGAGCUGCUACACGCUCCAGGGGCUAACGCAGGGAGCCAAGUACUUCGUCAGGUGCAGCUUCUACUACGGCAACUAUGACGGGAUCAGAAGGCCUCCGGCUUUCGACCUCUACCUCGGGGCCAACCGCUGGGCCACCGUCAACAUCACCGAAGCCAGAGAGAGGUACGUCCUCGAGGCGGUGGUGGUGUUAACGGCCAGCUUCUUACAGGUAUGCUUGGUGGACAUAGGGUUGGGUACGCCGUUCAUCUCUGGGCUUGACCUGAGGCCGCUCAAGGCGGCCAUGUACCCGGAGGCCACCGCGAACCAAUCGCUGCUCCUUCUCAGCCUUCGACCGCCGGGGGCGGGAUUCCCGUUUAACCGGUACUACUUGUGGCCGUCGCCUAGAGUAUUCAGGUACCCAUUUGACCUCUACGACCGCGACUGGCAGAGCUACGUCAACGUCACCACGUGGACCAACAUAACGACGAAGGCCACCAUAAAUGUCUCCAACUCCAGCAGCUUCGCCGAGCCGCCGUCGGUGGUAAUGCAGAGUGCCGCCACUCCGGUGAACGGGAACCGGCUCGACUUCUCAUGGAGCCCGGACCCCUCACUGAACAACAACAGCAGCAGCAGCAAAACUUACCUCCUGGUGCUCUACUUCGCGGAACUGCAGCAGCUGUCGGGCAGCGCCCUGAGGCAGUUCGACAUCCUCAUCGAUGGCGCCUCGUGGGACGGCAGCCGGAACUACACCCCGAAAUACCUUUCUGCAGAGGUGGUGAAAAGGGUGGUGGUGCAGGGGGCGGGCCAGCAUGCCGUCUCGCUUGUCGCUACGCCAGACGCCACCCUCCCGCCCAUCCUGAAUGCAAUCGAGAUAUACUCGGUGCAGCAGAUGACUGAGCUUGGGACGAACAAUGUAGACGCCGAGUCCAUGAUGAAGAUUCGCAAGACGUAUGUGCUGAAGAAAAACUGGAUGGGUGAUCCUUGUGCACCGAAAGCAUUUGCGUGGCAUGGCCUGAACUGUAUUUACUCUUCAUCUGGUCCUGCAUGGAUAACAGCUUUAAACUUGUCAUCUAGUGCACUGACUGGUCCAGUUGAUUCUUCUUUUGGCGAUCUAAAAUCUAUCCAACAUUUGGACUUGUCCAAUAACAGCCUGUCUGGCCCAAUACCUGAUUUUCUAGGACAAAUGCUAUCACUCAUAUUCCUUGAUUUGUCAAGCAAUAAACUCAGUGGGUCGAUUCCUGCAGCUCUACUAGAGAAGCGUCAAAAUGGAUCUCUUGUACUAAGGAUUGGUAACAAUGCAAAUAUCUGUGACAAUGGUGCUUCUACAUGUGAUCCUAGCGACAAGAAAAAGAACCGAAAACUCAUUAUUGCAAUAGCUGUCCCAGUAGCUGUAACAACUCUAUUGUUUGUGGCUGCAAUUAUUAUUCUUCACAGAAGGAGAAAUGGACAAGGUUUGGUUGCAGAUACAUGGACAACAAACAACUUAAGGCAUAACAGCUCUAGGAAUGGGUCGAACUUAUUUGAGAACAGACGGUUUAGUUACAAGGAGCUGAAGUUCAUCACAGCUAACUUCAGAGAAGAAAUAGGGCGGGGAGGAUUUGGUGCUGUGUUUCUCGGUCAUUUAGAGAAUGAAAAUGCAGUUGCCGUGAAGAUUCGUUCAACAAUAUCUUCUCAAGGGGAUAAAGAGUUUCUAGCUGAGGCUCAACACUUGAGUCGAGUUCAUCACAAGAAUCUGGUAUCCUUGAUUGGUUAUUGCAAGGACAAGAAACAUCUGGCCCUUGUCUAUGAAUAUAUGCAUGGAGGAGAUCUAGAGGAUUGCUUAAGAGGAGAGGCUUCUGUUGCUACACCGCUCAGUUGGCAUCGACGUCUCAGGAUUGCUCUCGAUUCUGCCCAUGGAUUGGAGUAUCUACACAAGUCCUGCCAACCGCCGCUAAUCCAUAGGGAUGUGAAGACAAAGAACAUCCUGCUAACUGCUGACCUAGAGGCAAAGAUAUCCGACUUUGGCCUCACGAAAGAGUUUGCCAACGAGUUCAUGACCCAUAUCACCACCCAACCAGCAGGUACCCUGGGGUACCUUGACCCUGAAUACUUCAACACAUCCCGGCUCAGUGAGAAGAGUGACGUGUACAGCUUUGGAGUUGUACUACUGGAGCUCAUUACCGGCCAACCGCCAGCGGUCGCCGUAAGUGACACCGAGAGCAUCCACAUCGCACAGUGGGUGCGCCAGAAGCUCUCAGAGGGUAACAUAGAGAGCAUUGCUGACUCGAAGAUGGGGAUGGACUAUGAUGUCAACUCAGUCUGGAAGGUCACAGAGCUGGCACUGCGAUGCAAGGAGCAACCAUCAUCAGAACGCCCAACAAUGACCGGGGUUGUGGUUGAGCUCAAUGAGUGCUUGGAGCUGGAAAUGUCUCGUGGAAUCGGCAACUACAGCUCAGUCACCACCAGCGCUCUCAGUGCAAUGAGUGCUGACUUGCAUAGUGAUGUCCAAACAAGUGAUAUGAGACAGAAAAGCAUUCUUGAGUUGGGACUGGAAGGCAAUGAAUCGGCAAUUCUCAUAGGUCCCACAACACGCUGACACCAACUGUUUAAUUUUGUACGGUCCAAAGGUUUAGUGUCUGGAGUCCUGUAUAUAGGUAGGGAUGUAUAGGAUGAUCGGAAAAUAAAAUUACCUGGUAUCUUAUUUGAAUAUGUUAACAAGAAAUUGAUCUCCCAGUUUGAUAGACUACACAUAUGAAGGUUGUGAGUGUGGGCUUAUUGUCAGAAAUGGAACAUUUAUUUUCCAAAUGGAAUUAGAGAUAUUAAUAACUUA